AAGAGAACAAAAAGGGAGAGCUAUUGAAGGGUAGAAGGAACGAUUACUAAUGGGGUCGGUAGGAAAACAAGCUCUCAGAAUCGCAGAGAAUUUGACGGUUCCAUCGUUUCAGGUAAUUGUGAUGAGAGCUAACCUGAGUUGCACACAUUGCCGAGACAGAGUAUCACAAGUCGUUUCGAAAAUGAAUGGGCUGGUAGAGUAUGAAGUGGAUGUGGGUAAUAAACAGGUGAUCCUUAAAGGGGGCAUGGACUCCAGUACUACUACUACUACUGUGCCUCUCCUACACUUUCCCAGCAAAACCAACAAAAGAAGAAGGUUUCCUCUCUGUGGGUUGUUUGCUCGCUCUUGCUUCACUCCGUAGCUU
Molecule: messenger RNA, 364 nt
Organism: Telopea speciosissima
Lineage: Eukaryota; Viridiplantae; Streptophyta; Magnoliopsida; Proteales; Proteaceae
Exons: 3
Coding region: 50-361 (103 amino acids)
Molecular function (GO): metal ion binding
Source: RefSeq, a predicted model, not a curated record